Messenger RNA from Aspergillus niger, 1161 nucleotides. RefSeq lists its product as uncharacterized. Bases 1 to 1161 code for a protein of 386 amino acids. Lineage: Eukaryota; Fungi; Ascomycota; Eurotiomycetes; Eurotiales; Aspergillaceae. The record is from RefSeq and is a predicted model, not a curated record. The transcript has 5 exons.
AUGAGCGGCCCGUAUGUCCCACCAGGACAAUCUCCCCCAUUCCAAGUGGUAGAUGAUUUGCAUCAUGGAGCUUGGAUUAUCAUCACUGGAGCUCUGGGCCUAGUCGUAUCUCUUGUCAGCUUCUUCAUCAGACUGUAUGUGCGAAUUGCUCUCCAUCCGCCGUUUGCAUAUGAUGAUUAUCUUCUCCUCGGAGCGACGGCAGCGCUCCUAUUCGACGCGGUAUCACAUGGUUUCGGGACAUCCAUUCAUCUUCUGGAACAAAAUCAAGUGGACAAAAUCCAAACAGUGCGUUUAGUCAGCGACAUUCUCUACCUAAUAACCGUCUACAUCUCCAAAUGCUGCGUCUGCGGUAUCUACCUCCGUCUUACGCCCCAGAAAUGCCAUAAUCGAGCCUCCCUAGCCACCCUCGCUCUAUGUACAGCAUGGGUCAUCCCAGCCGUUUUCAUCAUCGCGGUGAACUGCGAACUGAAUCGUCCAUGGAAAGGUUCUGGGGGCCAAUGUAUGAAUUUGCGCUGGCAAUUCAUCGUCGCGUUGGACAUAGCGACAGAAUUGAUCAUCUUCGGAUUAGCCGUCUUCCUACUUUGGGGACUAUUCAUGCCUCUUAAGCGCAAGCUGACUAUAGGGUUUGCAUUCAUGUUUCGGCUUCCCUUGAUAAUCUUCUCCGUCUUCCACAUAUACACCAUCCUACUCCUUGUUCACUCCCCGGAUCCCACACUAGCCGUCGUCACACCCGUCAUCUGGGCCCAGGUUGAACUCAACUAUGCUCUCGUGGCGUGCAGUAUCUUCUGCCUGCGGCCGUUUAUGGCGGCCGUGAGCACCAACUACGGGACGGCGGGUGACUCGAAUCUCGAGAGUACAAGUGGAGUGUCGCGGUCGUGGAAGGUUGAUUCGUCCAAAGCGGAGUCUGGGCGACAGACUAAUUUGAAUACUGGGAGGCGAUCGUGGAGGAUAUCGGGGAGAUUGGACGGGGUAGGGUAUAGUGGGCGUCAGGCAGGUCCUGUGGCUGAACAUACUAGUAUUGAACUUGUUGAGAUGGAUGGGCAGCGCAGUGUUGAAAGUGAUGGUGGGAGUGCAAGGAUGAUGAUCCGGAAGGAUGUGGAAUAUACGGUUGAGUAUGAUAGGCGUCGCGAUUUGAGUAUGUCUGGUGCUUAUUGGAGGUAG